AUGGAUGAAAAUCAACGGUGCAGACUCUCGAUCCGCGUCAUCUGUUCUUAUUGGCUGUCUUUAUCCCCUACGCAACCUAUAAAAACACCAAGCAGCCAUUACAUCGUCAUCUACAGUCUACCAACAUCUCACUUCUACAUUUCAGUUUUUGAACUCCAAGCAAUGGCAGGAAGAGGAAAGUCCAUUAAGUCCGCCGCCGUAGCCAAGAAGUCGACAUCUCGUAGCAGCAAGGCCGGACUCCAGUUUCCGGUUGGUCGCAUCGCUCGUUUCCUCAGAACCGGAAAGUACGCUGAUCGGAUCGGCGGCGGUGCUCCUGUUUAUCUCGCCGCCGUCAUGGAGUACCUUGCGGCUGAGGUUCUUGAGUUGGCCGGAAAUGCUGCCAGAGACAACAAGAAGACUCGAGUUGUGCCUCGGCAUAUACAGUUAGCUGUGAGAAACGAUGAAGAAUUGAGUAGAUUGCUUGGAGCUGUUACGAUUGCUAAUGGCGGAGUGAUGCCUAACAUUCACGCUCACUUGCUUCCGAAGAAAGCGUCUGUUGCAUCUUCUAAAGAUGAUGAAUAG
Messenger RNA from Lactuca saligna, 561 nucleotides. NCBI's taxonomy places the organism in Eukaryota, Viridiplantae, Streptophyta, Magnoliopsida, Asterales, Asteraceae. The record is from the annotation of a GenBank genome assembly.